CUGCCUACCAUGUCACCACAGUCUAACGUUGAAACGCUCGCCCGCAUCAUAACAGCUCUGGGGGAUGACACGAGCAGACCAGAAGAUAUAGAGUGGGCUAAUGAGAUGCCUUCUGGGCGUGACAUGCUAGCUUGGAUUGCCAGUCAACUGAGCGCGCCCGAAGACGCGGUCCAUGAUGAUGAUAUAUUGGCCUCCCUGACUGCGAUCGCACUCGACGAUGCUGAGCUCAAGUUGGCAAACGAUCUCUCGGACGGCGACGAAUCACUUAGCCAAGAACACCUCGACCGAUAUAUAUCACUAAUAAGACUCGAGGCACAAAGUCGCUAUAAGAACACCGAGGCGGAGCUCCUGGAGGCGGAAAUGGACGUCCUGAAAUGCCGAAUACAGCAAACGAGGGUAGCCAACAAAAAGGCUACUGCUCUCAUUGGACAGCGCAAGGAGAAUAUCAUUACAACAGACAAGAGUCUUGCUACCAUUCACGAACGUUUGACCGAUAUCUCCAGUCAAACCGACGGCAGACUGCUCGCGGCCAAGGAGUCCGCCGCAAUCCUCAUCGAUGCUCUUGCGGACAGCUGCCGCGUGGACUACACAUCCGACUUGGCGAGGCUUACUCGCCGGCGUACAGCCAUCGUCAAGCGGUUUCAGCAGAUCGUGACCACUGGGAACAGGCAGUCCGUACAUACAGCGGACGACCUACAUGAAGAGGCUGCCAGGUUGGACGACGUGCUACAGACCCUCAGCAAGCAGAUCACGCACACGUAUGAGAUCAAGGUCGACAAAGUACAUGUACGGCGUGAGCUCUCUCAGGCUUGGAAUCUGGAUCAGCUUGAGACGUUGCGAGCUCACGAGGGAGCACUUGACUCGGCAGUGAACGCUCUCGAAGCUGAGGUUCUCAAUCCGCUAUCUGACAUUCAGGAUGAGCUAGUCGCCAAAAGCACCCUCAUAGCGGAUGCAGAGGCCGUCAUUGGCGCUCUUGCCGAAGAGCUGGAAGAGGCCGUGGAGGACUGCGAGGAGGCAAAACAGGCGGUCGCAUGUAUGACUCGCGCCUCGGACCUACGACAUGCAAACGAUCUUGAGUCGCGACUGAAAGCGACUCUCAAGAGCUCUGAAGGUGCGUUGAAGAGUCUACGCUCCUGGAUCUCAAUCAUCAUGCAGAUUGCAGGCAAUCGCCCCGCUGGAAGUCCACCCAUGAUCUUGCUCAAUCAGCAAGAUAUUUUCGAAGAAAUCCAACGUCGGUUUAAGGCCUCCACCGACUCGGCACAGCAAGAACUAGCAAAGGCGAAUACCCUUGCAGCAGAGCUUCGGAGCUUCCGCUCGUCGCACAAUACAUUGCUGAAAGCUGUGUACGCCAACUCACCGGUCAACACUUCUCCGCCUUUCCCUGCUUCCGCGGCAAGUUCUGCGGCCGAGCAGUCUGGUCGCGGCAAGAAAGAGAGAUUAGCAGAAGGGGCCAAACAUCUAUCCACGGAACUGGCCGGAAUCGAUUCGGACAGAACUCAACGACAUUUGGAUGCUUUCAUCAAGAAAACCAUGCAAUGACAUUGGUUCUGUGAAGAGAUCUAAACACGUGUAACAUUCUCAACAUGGUCUGCCCGUGUAUACAAUAGGGCAACAGGUACAAGACUCCUAAUCGUCAUCGUGCAUCAUCUGCGCGCGCCUCGCGAGCUAGGAUGGUGGUCAGAUGUGGUACAAGACAGAAAACAGCAAGAUAACUCACCGCUGCGGCCAGGUCCAUCUGCCCACCAGGAGCUGCAGGCUUCGCAACAGGCGCUGGCUUCGCGGCGCCUCCGCCUGGCUUC
Messenger RNA from Schizophyllum commune H4-8, 1799 nucleotides. RefSeq lists its product as uncharacterized. The record is from RefSeq and is a predicted model, not a curated record. The coding region runs from base 10 to 1539 and encodes 509 amino acids. The transcript has 8 exons. Lineage: Eukaryota; Fungi; Basidiomycota; Agaricomycetes; Agaricales; Schizophyllaceae.